Messenger RNA from Styela clava, 4171 nucleotides. RefSeq lists its product as uncharacterized. Lineage: Eukaryota; Metazoa; Chordata; Ascidiacea; Stolidobranchia; Styelidae. The record is from RefSeq and is a predicted model, not a curated record.
UGGUCAUGGGCAAGGUAUUCUCUUGAAUAUGAUAUAACAAUACACAGCCGGUUUAACCGGUUGUGAAAACUUCAAUCGCACACUGUAAACAAGAAAUAUAAAUAUGGCCAAUGGACCUGAUUUCGACAAUGCAAUGGAAUACGAGAAGAAAAAUUUGAUCACAACCACAAACAGAAUAAACGCAUGUAAUAAAUGGGUUAUGCUCUUUUCGAUCCUCGCUGUCGGAUCUUCAGUGGUAUACGUGAGUGAUGGGUGGUUUAUGCAGACUUUAGUUAAAGAAUCUGGAAGUAAAUCCUAUUCUUGGAUUUCAUCUGUGGUCGACCGUCAACUCACAGCUCAAGAUAUUCCCUUACAGGCCGGAACGACUUUUCACGUAACGUCAAUGGAUUUUACAAAAUCUAGGAGCAAACGACAAACUGCAGUAGAAACUGGUUCAGCUGCCCCUGGAAGCGGAUCUGGUGGAGAGAGUGGAACCAGCGGAGAAACGACAACAGACUCAAGUGAACAAUCAGGAGAAGUAACGACGUCACCAAUGGAUGUAACGACAGACUCAUCUGAACAAUCUGGAGACGAAACAACGUCACCUAUGGAGAUGUCUGGUGAUGUAACGACAGCUUCGGGGUUUGAGGAAGAAGCAACAACUGCAUCCAUGUUUGAAUUGUCGGGAGAUGAAACAACCGCGCCUAUGGAGAUGUCUGGCGACGCGACAACAGCAACAGACGAGAGUUCAGGAGAUGUUACCCCUGAAUCAUUGUUUGAACAAUCUGGAGAAACCACAGUCGUUACGGAAACGACUGCCGCCGUUACGGAGGCUAUAGUCGAGCAAACAACUAUUGAAAUAGUAACUGCCGACACCGAAGAAACAACAGCCUUUGAAGUUACGACAGCUGCUGAUGACACUGAUGAAGACGCAGGAUUGCUAAUACCAUUCUACUUCGCCAUAAUAGCCGGGGUUGUUGGCAUUAUACUUGGUAUUUGUGUCGUAUUUGCUGUAAAAAAAUUUGUUAAAUGGCUGAGGAAAAGGAAACUUGUGACACCGAUGCAUACUCCAACGUCCUCAUCUUCAUACUUAAGAGAUACAGAUUUUGGAAAGCCUCCAGAACUCAACUGGCUGAUGGCUAGAGAAGACACUUUAUUGAAAGCAAUGGCACUCGGUCAAAUAUCUGUUCUAGAAUUUGCAAUUGUCGAAGCUCGGUCUUCUGGACUAAUGAGAGACAAUCCUCAACUUAUGAAAGAUGCGGAAAACAAAAUGAACGCCUGGAAACGUACUCAAACUCAAUUAGAAAAUUCGUAUAAAGAUCGUGAUCUUGACACGAUGGAUGAAUUCAUGAAAAGGUUCAAUGAACUUGAAAUGAAAGACGAUACAGGAACUUAUCAGAGAUGUGUGGACUUGAAAUGGAAUAUGAAACACGCUGAAUUAAAUAUGGCGAAUGCAGCUGAUAGCAGAAAUGAAACAAUGUUAAGAUCGUCGAUGGCAGAAUUUGAGUCUCUCAAAUUGCAAGACGCCACUGUUGCUACGAAUCAACCUUAUCAGAAUGCGGCAAGAGUGAUGGAAGAACUUCGUCAAGAGCAACUUCUUCAAGGUCGCACAUAUGAUGGAAUGAGAACAGAUUUAAGAGCAGCAGUGAUAGCGAGGGAACCGACAGCCAUAGCUGCUGCCCUAGCAAGUUUCACUCUCGCAGAAGUACCGGAUGAAUAUGACGACAUUGCAAAGGCCAACAAAACUUUGGAGGAAAUUGAGGAAGAGCGAAAAGAGAAUCUUGAUACAUCUCUUAAGAAGAUGGAAGAAGCUAGUUUCACCAGAGAUCAAGAUGCUUUGAGACAAUCAAUUGAUGAUUGUAGGAGAUUUGGUGCACCUGAAGCCGAUCUCAAGAAUCCUGAAAAGUUAUUGAGAGUAAUUGAAAGAGAAGAUCUUCUUUUAGCAGAAAUGAGAUCACUAACAGCUGAAGGAGACAUAGCGAAAUUAUCGAACGCUAUUGUCGUGUUCAAAACUCCGGUAGUCGAGAUGGUCGACAAGACUGGUGAUGUGGCCAAAGCAGAAGAAGUUCUAGAGAAACUGCAAGAAAAAGAGAAAAUGAGAAGGACACACAUGGACGUAAAGUGGAGAUUAGAAAAUGCUAUGGCUAUUGGUGACGUCACUGCAAUGGGAGGAAUGAUAAAAGCAUUUCAAGGUCUUGCUGCAGCAGGUGAAGAGAUCGACGAAGGCCUUCUGAUUCGUGCAAUGGGUGAACAUGAAGCGUGUCGCGGACAAGUCGAUUAUCGAAAAAGAAUGGAAGCAAUCAAAAGCGCUCUCGCGCGGUCAUUUGCCAACGAAAAUAUACCUCAAAUCGAAGAUCUUGUUGACCAAAUGUCCACUUUAGCAGAAGACAAAGAAUAUACUAUGACAGCUGAUGACUCUAGGGUAUUGGAUGAAUCAAGAACUGCCUUGAAUACACUAAAACACAAAUAUGCACUAAUGGACGAAAUUGCCACAGUACGGCCGGACUUAUCGGUACCACUCGUGCCACCAAAUCUCGAAAUACUGAAACAGGCUGUUGAUAGAAUGACAGUCGCUAAGAAAGGCGCAGAACAGUUUGAUGGCGUGUUUUCGGACGCAGAUGCAGUUUUACUCGAAGAUGCUCGUGUCAAUGCCAGUACACUCGAAAACAAAGUAAAUAUUAUGACGAAUGCGAGAGAACGCCUCGAAUUGGCAGUGGAGAAAAGAGAAUACAUUGAACUCAAGCAUUCAAUAAGGAAUGCUAUUCAGGCCCCGUUCAUCGAGAGGAAGGAACUCGUUGAGCCGCGCAAGCUGGCAAUUUUCUUGGAUCCGAAAGCCCGUAGAAUGGCAGUAAAGAAGGGUAUGCGCGCUCGAGAUAUCGGAAUGCUAGAUGUUGCUUUGCAGGACUUCAAAGAUGCAAGAGUAGACGAUGAAACGCUCUUACUCAAAGGUGAGCGAACGCUAGACAAGUUGAGAAAGAGAGAACGACGACGAGCGAAACAAGAAAGGCGAAAGGAGAAAGAAGAUGCAAAACGUGCGGCAGAAAUUGCACGCUUGACUGAAGUUCUGCGAUCGGCAAUCGCAUCCAGAGACACUGAACAUCUUCAACUUGCUCUUGAGGAAUUUGAGGAAAGUGGAUUUGAUGAUGAAGACGUUCCUGUUGUUGUUGAAGCUGAAGAACUUUUUGACACUCUCAAAAUACAAGAUCUUAGAGAAAGACUUCAAGACGCAAUUAAGCGAAGAGAUCUCUCCGGUCUGGAAAACGCCGUAGAUGAUGCCGAUUACGGCGGUUUCGUUAUGGACGUGAAAGAAGAAUACGAUAUUGCUAAAGAACUCCUUUAUCAUUUGAGAGAGUUAAAUAAUCUACGAGAAGCGAUUUCAGAAAUGAAUAGAUCAUUGAUUAGUGAGAUUCAUAAAUAUCCGACUCCACCUCCGUCUGUACAUCAAGUUAUGGCAGCUGCAUUCACUAUUCUCGGAGAAUCUCCUAAGAAACUUAAGAAUUGGACUGAGGUUCAAGGACUUCUUGGUAAACUUGGUCAAAAUGCAAUAACAAGACGUGUUCGAACGUGCGUACCAGGUGAUAUUCCUUCGGUAGCGAUCAAGAGAGCAGAGCAACAGCUUCGUGGUCUCAAGCUCGAAGAACUCGGUGAAAUUAGCAAAGGAGCUGCCACAUUCUUUGCAUGGUCGACAUGCAUGAUUAAAGAACAUACACAAAUAUCCAACGAACAGAAGGCGUUAGCCGAUAUUGAUUUACCAGAUAUUGGUAUUCCAGAUCGACCUCAAACCAGUCUUAAUUAUUCUUGGAUAGAGAAGAACGCGUGAUAAAUUAGCGUACUUUAUACACAUAAAAACAUUCUUCUUUUUCUGAAUUAAAUGACUUUAACGUGAAACAGAAAGAGUUUUUAGCAUAAGUAUUAGCAGUUCAUGAUGCCUUCGCUGACAAUGCUGCCAGUGCCUCGAUUUGACUUACAUUAAUGGCCUUCAACAUUCAAGCAGAAGGGUGGUCAGAGUUUCUUUUAUGUAUGAGAAAUGUUUCAAAAAGUUUGUACAUCAUUUCAUUUUAAUUAGCUCUUAACCUACCUAGUACUGGUUAUUUAACAUCAGAUUAACUCUUAUAAGAUUGAUAACAACCCUAGUAUUUGGUUCCACAUUCGCACCUCACCAUUUUUUGAACAACUACUUUUUAUGUUUUUA